AUGUUCGUGAAACUCGUGCAGUCAUCCGUGGUCUGGGCCUUGGGAGUUCCGGAGCCUUCAGUGGACAAUGCCAGUCACGCGAGGACACAAAGCGCCACGCUUGUUGUUUGGCUUCUUGGGCUGCGGACUCACCUUGCAUGGUUCUCGCCGGAGAUGUAUGUCUGUAUCCGCACUGUCGCCAAAUGCUGGCAGCAAGCCAAAUGGGGGGGAGCCUGGGAUGUCUUGUUCCUGAUUCAAGUUCGGAGCUUGUUUGGUCAUAUUUGCAGGGGCCAUACAAAUGAAGUGGCUCAAACGCUUGUCUUCGCAGUCUGUCACGCAGAUGCCAUGCGAGGGGGGGUUCGGCGUCGCACUGGCACAGACUACACCAUGUGUUUUCGGUGCAAGCAGUUCCUGCAGAGCCAAUACCUGGACCUGAGCACAGCGGCAAGCAUGAGUAAGGAGGAGUGGGGAGGCUUUACGGAUCGAUGGCUGGCUUGGAAUGGCAGUUCUAGGCACGCUGUGGAGCGGAAUGUCUGGGCCACAGCAGUUGAUUUCAUGUCUUGGCAUCGGCGGUGCAUUCAAGGCUGCUUGUUUGGUUCACAAACUUUCUUCUUGUUCUUGAGCGACGCCACUUUGACGUUGAAGACACUUCAUCGGCGGGAUGGCUGGCAGCAAUGGGAGUUCCAGUGUCCGGAGCCGGUCAGCCAUCAGAGUGUGUGGGAGACUUGUGACGCUUCAUGGCUGCAGGUGCUGUGUGCCAGGACAGUCCAUGUCCGUUUGUACACGGUGAAAAUGUCAGGGAUGGGAGUCCACACGCUCUGCCUGCGUUGUGGAGUGAACGGAACGUGGUGGUACAUGAGAUGUCUUCUAGGGGUUGCUGCACGGUCAAAGCCUGUGUUUGCCUGCAUUGGUGGCCGCUGCUGUGCCUUGGCAUAUCAUCACAGGGUGCGCGGCUGGGUGGAGCACGAAUCUGAGUGGCCUUGUCCUGGGGCUGGCACGCUCUUGGGUCGGCUGAAAGAUCUCGUAGCAACGGAGCUCAAAGUUGUGCAUAUCCGCCUAUUCUUGCACUUUCAUGUCGAGAUUGAGUUGGAGUGGCCCACUGCCUUUCGACCGCUUUGGAGCGGGGAGAUGCAUGUAGUGGUCGAGUGGAGCCGGCUUCCUGCCAGCUGGCUGUAUUUGAUGCCGGAGGCCUUUGCGCGAGAUGCCGACCUCUUCGUGGAGGAUGAAACCGAUGCCUUCAGGGAUGCGCUGCGAAGCGGGAAGCUGUCGACGGUGCAGGGGAUGCUGGGAGGCGUGUCGGAGGAGGAUGCGGCCUCCUGGUGUUGUGAGGCCUUGGACACAUCUGGCCGCACGGCGCUGCACCAUGUCCUCGUCGGGCCCGACCACGAGCGGACUUUGCUGCUGGCGCGGCUCCUCUGCCGGCAGAGGGCGGACCCCAAUGCCUCUGAUGAGAAUGGCAUCAGCCCACUCCACUUGGCGGCUCAGCGUGGGUCAAAGCACGUGAUCCGGUCUUUGCUUUGCGCCCGGGCCGACAACCAGCAACGCACCAUGGAUGGAAGGUCCACCGUGGAUUUUGCGCAGUUGAACCCGUCCCCAGUGGAGGCCUUUGAGGUGGUUGGAUGGCCCGGAAAAGGCCCCGAGCUUCAUCCACUGGAGCCCAAGACGUCGAAGUCGAAGUCGCAGGCAGACAGCAAGCCGGUCACAGCAGACGUUGCCAAGGCGGACGCGGAUCCUUCAGAUGCGAUUGCUGGCAGUGAGGCGGCCGCCACCUCGCUGUUCUGGCCCCUGUUUGCUUCGGCGCUCUGGUUUUGCUUCCUCGCGCUCGUGUCCGUUUGGGUUAUCCGGCUGGUGUGA
Messenger RNA from Symbiodinium natans, 1833 nucleotides. The record is from the annotation of a GenBank genome assembly. Lineage: Eukaryota; Dinophyceae; Suessiales; Symbiodiniaceae.